Zea mays is the source of this 3962-nucleotide messenger RNA. RefSeq names its product phospholipase D zeta 1. Bases 192 to 3596 code for a protein of 1134 amino acids. Gene Ontology annotation, molecular function: D-type glycerophospholipase activity. Gene Ontology annotation, biological process: phosphatidic acid biosynthetic process; phospholipid catabolic process; intracellular signal transduction. Gene Ontology annotation, cellular component: plasma membrane. The record is from RefSeq and is a predicted model, not a curated record. NCBI's taxonomy places the organism in Eukaryota, Viridiplantae, Streptophyta, Magnoliopsida, Poales, Poaceae. The transcript is spliced from 20 exons.
ACACUACCUUAUCUUCUUCCCUUCACUUCCAUUCCAUUCUAUUUUGCGUUUCCCGCAGUCCAAAAAAAACCCAGCAAACCGACACGUCCAAUCCAAAUAGAAGAAAAAAAAACUCGGGCAAUUCCGCCGGGCGCCGGCCAUCCGAUCGAUCCCGUCCCAGCUGUCCUUCCUCCCCGAAGUAUCCAUCAUCCAUGAACAUGGAGCGCCUACCGCCGCCGGCAGGAUCGCGCCACGGUCACCACCGCUACACGCGGAUGCCGCGGCAGGCGGACCUCGAGGGCGAAGCGGCGCCUGCUGACCAGGAGCGGGAACCCGAGCGGCGGCCGGAGGUCCUGGCGGCCUCAGCGUCGGCAUCGCUCCGAGUGCCCGACGCCGCGCGGGUGUUCGACGAGCUGCCCAGGGCGUCCAUCGUAGCCGUAUCGCGCCCCGACGCCGGGGACAUCACGCCCAUGCUGCUCUCCUAUACCAUCGAGGUUCAUUACAAGCAGUUUAGAUGGCGUCUAUAUAAGAAAGCUUCACAGGUUCUCUAUCUUCACUUUGCAUUGAAGAGGCGUGAAUUUCUUGAAGAAUUCCAUGAAAAGCAGGAGCAGGUCAAAGAAUGGCUCCAAAAUUUGGGAAUUGGGGAGCAUAUGCCAGUAGUACAUGAUGAGGAUGAAGCGGAUGAUGUAAAUGUUCCACCACAGUCUGAUGAUAACUCAAUUAGAAAUAGAAACGUUCCUUCAAGUGCUGUUUUACCUGUCAUUCGACCGGCUCUUGGACGUCAAAACUCUAUUUCUGAUCGAGCAAAAGUUGCAAUGCAAGAAUAUCUAAACCAUUUCUUAGGGAACUUGGAUAUCGUCAAUUCACGGGAGGUUUGCAAAUUUUUGGAGGUGUCAUGUUUGUCAUUUUUACCUGAGUAUGGUCCCAAGUUAAAAGAAGACAAUGUUUCAGUUGGACAUUUACCAAAGAUUCAAAAGGACCGGAAAAAACGAUGCUGUUCAUGUGGAUUGUUUAACUGUUGCAAGAGCAAUUGGCAAAAGACCUGGGCUGUCCUGAAGCCAGGAUUCUUGGCUUUGCUUGAAGACCCUUUUGAUCCAAAGCUUUUAGACGUCAUUAUUUUUGAUGCAUUGCCACAUAUGGAUAUAACUGGAGAAGGCCAAGUUUCUUUAGCAAAAGAGAUUAAAGAACGUAAUCCACUGCAUUUUGGAUUCCAGGUUUCUUCUGGUGGCCGGACAAUAAAGCUACGCGCAACAAGCUCUUCUAGGGUUAAGGACUGGGUUACUGCAAUAAAUGCUGCUCGACAACCUCCAGAAGGCUGGUGCUAUCCUCAUCGUUUUGGCUCAUUUGCACCACCGAGGGGUUUGUUGGAAGAUGGGAGUAUGGUACAAUGGUUUGUAGAUGGGCAAGCUGCAUUCAAAGCUAUUGCAUCCUCCAUUGAGGAAGCCAAAUCGGAGAUAUUUAUUACUGGCUGGUGGCUCUGCCCAGAGUUGUAUCUUCGACGCCCAUUCCAACAUCAUGGAUCAUCUAGACUUGAUGCUCUACUGGAAGCAAGAGCUAAGCAGGGUGUACAGAUUUACAUUCUCUUGUACAAGGAAGUUGCUCUUGCUUUGAAAAUUAACAGCUUAUACAGUAAACAGAGGCUACUUAACAUUCAUGAAAAUGUUAAAGUUCUGCGUUACCCUGAUCACUUCUCAAGUGGUGUAUACUUGUGGUCACACCAUGAGAAGAUUGUGAUUGUUGAUAAUCAAGUAUGUUAUAUUGGAGGUCUUGAUCUGUGCUUUGGUCGCUACGAUAGUCCUGAGCACAAAGUCGCUGAUUCUCCUCCAGAGAUGUGGCCAGGAAAGGACUACUACAAUCCCAGGGAAUCUGAACCCAAUUCCUGGGAGGACACCAUGAAAGAUGAGCUGGACCGUGAUAAAUAUCCCCGCAUGCCUUGGCAUGAUGUUCAGUGUGCUCUCUAUGGCCCACCUUGCCGUGAUGUAGCGAGGCAUUUUGUUCAGCGCUGGAAUUAUGCAAAGAGGAACAAAGCUCUAAAUGAGCAAGCAAUUCCCUUACUGAUGCCUCAUUACCACAUGGUAAUUCCACACUACAAGGGUAGAAGCAAAGAAACAAAUGAUGAGGCUGAGGGUAAACAAUACAAUGAUAAGGAUGUUGAUAUUGGAAAGCCAGUCUUGACAUCACGCACAUCAUGUCAGGAUGUUCCAUUGCUCUUACCUCAAGAGCUUGAACCUCGUGAAUUAUCCAGUUCAGAUUUAAGGGUGAAUGAUUUAGAUAUUAACCAUUCAGAUCGUUUAAACAAGAAGAACUUUAAUCAGCCUUUGCUCAACCGAAAGGCAAAACUGGAUUCUUCUCAUCAGGAUUUACCUAUGAGAAGUUUUGUAGACAAUCUCAGUUCCCUUGAGCCAUCAUCUGUUAGACGUUUUGAUUCGUCAAAAGAUGAUAGGAAUCACAUUGACAAAAAAUGGUGGGAAAUGCAGGAGCGAGGCAACCAAGUUGCUUCAUUACUUGAUAUUGGACAAGUUGGUCCAAGGGUAACAUGUCGUUGUCAGGUUGUUAGGAGUGUCGGUCAAUGGUCAGCUGGGACCACUCAAAUUGAAGGAAGCAUCCACAAUGCCUACUUUUCUCUGAUUGAGAAGGCAGAACACUUCGUAUACAUUGAGAAUCAAUUUUUCAUAUCGGGUCUGUCAGGAGAUGAUACGAUUAAAAACCGCGUACUGGAAGCAUUGUAUCGGCGCAUACUUAGAGCUGAAAGAGAGAAAAAGCGCUUUAAGGCCAUCAUCAUCAUACCUCUUUUACCUGGUUUUCAGGGAGGCAUUGAUGAUGGUGGAGCAGCAUCAGUCAGGGCAAUCAUGCAUUGGCAAUAUCGGACUAUCUGCAGAGGUUCUAAUUCGAUUCUUCAGAAUCUAUUUGAUGUUAUUGGACCUAAAGCACAUGAUUACAUCUCCUUUUAUGGGCUUAGAGCACAUGGUAAACUCCAUGAUGGGGGUCCCUUGGUUACUAGUCAGAUUUAUGUACAUAGCAAGUUAAUGAUAGUUGAUGACCGCAUCACAUUGAUUGGCUCAGCUAAUAUUAAUGAUAGAAGCUUGCUUGGAUCAAGAGACUCCGAGAUUGCUGUGGUCAUCGAAGAUAAAGAGGUUGUUAAUUCAAAAAUGGAUGGAAGACCUUGGGAAGCUGGGAAGUCCUCUUUAAGCCUACGCCUCUCGCUGUGGGUGGAACACCUUGGCCUUCAUCCAGGAGAGGUUAGCCAUAUCAUGGAUCCUAUAGAUGAUUCAACAUUCAAAAAUAUCUGGAUGGCCACUGCCAAGACAAAUACCAUGAUAUACCAAGAUGUCUUCGGGUGUGUACCCAACGAUCUCAUUCACUCAAGGGUUCAAUUUCGGCAAAGCUUUGCUCACUUGAGGGACAAAAUUGGCCACACUACAAUUGAUUUGGGUGUUGCCCAAGAGAAGCUAGAAGCUUACCAAGAGGGUGAUCUCAAAAGUAUCAACCCUAUGGACAGACUACAGUUAGUCAGGGGCCACCUUGUUUCGUUUCCGUUGGAUUUCAUGUGCCAAGAGGACUUGAGACCAUAUUUCAGUGAAAGUGAGUACUACACAUCACCACAGGUUUUCCAUUAGCCUCUCUGUCUGCCUCGUAAAGUUACUCAACCGGCUGUACAUGUUGCAAAGAUCACCUUGUAGAUGCUCUACACAUGUUGUCAAAUAGGAAACAAAAAAAAAUUAAUAUAUUAUCAUACCAUUAGAGUAUUAGAAUUGUUUCCUAGAAAGAAAAUAGUAUAUCAGUAUAGUUCAUUCGUUCCAACAACUUUUAGUUUCGGGAAAGAAACAAUCAAAUUCAUUGUUUAUAAGUGCAAAUAAUAGGAGUUUCCUUAGUUCAACACAUUUUCUUUGGAAUGAAUAUACACCUCCCAUAGCAGUUCAUUUUCUUCCUAUCCUAUUGUGUACCUGCUACACUAUCCAGAAAUAUAAGGGCUAGUUUGGAAA